AUGGCUACCACCGCCCCCCUCAGUGCGAAAAGCAAGCUUGCUGGACCCGGUGCAUCCUUGAAAAUCACUCCUUCGAACUCUCCAAUCCUCAGACCGGGCACGCGAUCCCCUAGCAAAACUUCCCAUCAAUCCUCCUUGUCCCUCCAGACCGUUAUCGGCACAACAACCACCACUCCCAAUGGCUUUUCAAGCCAUGACCAGAGCAGAAGCUUUGCGCUAUGCGCUGGAUCGGCAGCGGUUCUUGCAGAAUUGGACGAGAACGAUAACAUAACCCAGCGCUUCUUCCGAGCCCGGCCCUCCGCAACAAGUGUCAACCCAUCAACUUCUUUUUACAACCAUUCGACUCCCCCAGCCACCCCAGACCCGAGAUCGCGAUCCCUUUCCCAUAUCCGGUCCAAUCCACACCUUAAUCUCCACAAUGGGUCCCCGUCAAGCGAAGCCAUCGACAGCGGCAGUCCACGUGGAUGGUCUUCGAGGGAAAGAAUCAAAGCAGUAACGAGUGUUUCGAUCAGCCCGAAUGGAAGAUUCCUUGCAGUGGGAGAGACUGGUUACAAUCCUCGAGUUUUGAUAUUUUCGACCGCGAGAGAUGCUUUGCCGGAUGUUCCCCUAUCAAUUCUAAACGAGCAUACGUUCGGUGUUCGCAGCCUGGCGUUUAGCCCCGACUCCCAGUAUUUGGCAACACUCGGCAACCCGAACGAUGGAUUUCUCUUUAUCUGGACAAUCAACCUCAAGAAUGGGUCGGCCAAGCUACACUCCGCGAAUAAGUGCACUUCAUUUAUUAAGGAUAUGUGCUGGGUCGGUCAGAGCUUGGUCACGACUGGUCUGCGACAUGUUAAGGUCUGGCGUCUUCCAACAGUGAUUCGGCCUGUUUCACCAACCAAGACACGUUUAAAUGUCGAGGGAGCUGGCCCCUCGCCAAAUCCUGCCCCGAAAGCACUUUCUGGCAGGAAUUGUCUACUAGGCGCACUGGGCGACAACACCUUCACCUGUGUGAACAGUAUUUCCUACAACGAGGCUGUAAUCGGCACAGAUUCGGGCGCGGUUUGCUUUCUCGAUGAUCGCGAAGGAUCCCAGAAGAUGACCACGGUAAAGCAGGUUGGAUUCAGCAUCACCUCGUUGGCCGUGGACUUUGACCAAGAAUCCAUAUGGCUAGGUGGACGAGGAAGGCAGAUGCAGCGGGUGCCAUUUGAGUUUCUACGAUCAUCCGGCUCAUCUACGCCGAUGUCUCCUGUGCGCCUUGACAAGAGCGCGCUUGACAAGAAAAGCAAGACACCGGCGAUUACUUGUAUGGGGUCUCUUAAUUCCCAUUUGGUCACCGUUGAAUCCACACGCGCGAUUCAUGUCUAUCCGAUUGACACUUUAGGCGAAGAUGGUGAACAGGAGGAGGGCGAGGCUUCCAUGCCGGCCCAUCGGGACCCGAUUCUCGGCAUUUGCCGCAUGGAUUUCCCCAAUGACUUGUCUGCGGACUUCUUCACAUGGUCUCGCAACGGUUCAGUGAACUUUUGGGAUGCUCAAGGGAAAUGUCGAGGAUCUAAAAAUAUCGAUCUCGACCAAUUUCCAGGAAAGGAAGAUGAUGCGGCAAACGAACUCAAAGUUUUGAGGACCGCCGAAAAUGCGCACUGGUUUGUCUCUGCUGACAAGUUUGGUGUAUUGAGAAUAUUUUCGGAUUCCGACUGGACUUGCCUUAACGAGGCGCGCGCCCAUGGUGGAGAGAUCACGGAUGUGGUCAUCCAAGGAAUGGACGAUACCUGGUUGAUAGCUAGUUCUGGACGUGAUCGGAUGGUGCAACUCUUCGAGAGACGAGACACCGAGUUGCAGUUAAUUCAAACCAUGGACGAUCACGUCGGAGCUGUUGGACAAUUGAUGUUCAUCAACGAAGGCGAAAAACUGCUUUCGUGUUCCGCAGACCGCACCGUUGUCAUACGAGAGCGUGCGACACGCGAGGUGGAUGGUGGCACAUCUGUUGCCUACCUCAUCUCAAGGGUCAUCACUCAAAAGUCCUCCCCGGUGUCAAUGACACUUUGUCCAGAUGACUCGAACAUUCUAUACCUUUGUACCAUGGAUCGUUGUGUUUCGAAAUUCGACAUCCCCUCCGGGCAUCAGCUUCACUGUUUCAAGGCAUCUGAUUCGGAGACAGCUGAUGCGGUGGUUUUGAGUUCGUUGACAAUUGCAUCUGAAAUCUCAGGCCAGACCCCGAAGGUUCUUAUAGGUGUUUCGAGCACCGACAAAUCUAUUCGCGUCUACGAUCUAGAGCGAGACCAGCUCCUCACUGGUGAAUUUGGCCAUACAGAAGGUGUCACCGACGUGUUACUACUGGAGGAGCGUGAUAAAUCCGAUGGCUCCCAAACCAAGCGCACAGUGGUCAGUGCUGGUAUGGAUGGUAUUUUGAUGAUAUGGAACCUAUCUGUCCAGCAACAGGUCUCACCAGACCUCGUUGGGAAUACGCGCGAGGACGAUGAAAACCCCGUAAAGGAACUGACAGCGGCGAAGCCUCCUCUCCGAAAAGUCCUUUCCCGCAGUGAGCUCGCUGGAUUCCAACGACCGGAUAGCCCCAAUCCUACAACACCAACACCUAUACGCGAGCACUCUCCAACCCUACUCCGUAAGCUGUCUCGACUAUCUCUAGCACCAUCAUCGCUCAAAAACCACGCCGUUUCAGAAACAUCCUCCCCUCCAAACCGCCUCUCCCCAACACCAGGACCAGGCACACCACAAGACCGACGCCGCCGCUCCCCAUCCCCAGUAAGCCCGAAAUCCAAAACCCCAACACCCCGAAAACCGCACAGCGCAAGAACCACCAACCGCCGCACAUCCCUCGAUUUCCGCAACCGCGGCAAAACAACCACGCGCAGCGAGUUCGGCAGCCUGGAUAUGUCCACCGAGCAGCUAUGCCGAAGUCUGCGAGCGUAUCGCAAGAAACUCAACGGCUCGAGUCAACACAUGCAAGCGCAAAAGGAGCUCGAGCGCGAGCUCAGUCUCACACUCCGCAUUGUGGCUGGUCGUGGACAGAGUAGCGAUGAGAGCGCCGAGACUGAGACAGAUAGUAGCGGGAAAGAUAUGGAGCGAGAGCGGAAACAGAGCUACUCGGCCAUGCCCAAGCCGCCUCGUAUUCCUCACCGUAUGCCGUCUACCCCGUCGUUGCGGUCUAAGGGGGUGCGGCAGGUUUCGCGGAGUCGUUCCUGCGAUACGAAUGAGGAGGAAUGA
Messenger RNA from Penicillium hordei, 3204 nucleotides. Its product is annotated as WD40 repeat domain-containing protein. The record is from RefSeq and is a predicted model, not a curated record. Gene Ontology annotation, biological process: regulation of mitotic cell cycle; mitotic spindle organization. Gene Ontology annotation, molecular function: protein binding. The transcript has 4 exons. The coding region runs from base 1 to 3204 and encodes 1067 amino acids. Gene Ontology annotation, cellular component: mitotic spindle. NCBI's taxonomy places the organism in Eukaryota, Fungi, Ascomycota, Eurotiomycetes, Eurotiales, Aspergillaceae.